UGAUAAAAACAUCACAACUACAGCCAGAUCCGGAAAGCCGAUGCCCGUCCCAUUUUAAAUUCAACCACUCGCCCUAUUUCCCUUCCGGACCACCGUAACCACCAUGCCGACCGUCCCAACCGCCGCAGUUAGUUCUCAGAAAAUGUCAAAAAUACCCUUAAUCCUCUUCUUCUUCCUCUCCAUCCUCUCCUCCACCACCGCGGAGAUCAAAACCCUAACUAUCAACUCCGACUCGCGCCCCAUGAUCCUCUUCGAAAAAUUCGGCUUCACUCACACCGGCCACGUGGCCAUAGCCGUUUCCUCGGUCUCGGUCUCUGCAUCCCUCAACGCCCCCAACCCCGAUGCUACCCGCCUCGGUUUCUUCCUCUUAUCCGAAGAAUCUCUCCUCCAAGUCCUCCUCGAGAUCCAACAGAACCCUCACUUUUGCGUUCUCGAUUCUCACUACAUCCAACACCUGUUCACUUUCAGCGACCUCUCCCCACCUCCCCUCUCCCUUUUCAACCGCUCUUACCCCGUUUCUUCCCCCAAUGAAUACUCUCUCUUUUUUUCCAACUGCGCUCCCGGGACGCGCGUUUCCAUGAAAGUCCGAACCGAAAUCUACAACCUUGACCGCGAUGGCUCCAAAGAUUACCUCUCCGCCGGUCUAACCCAGCUCCCUUCUCUUUACACCUUCUUCUCAAUCCUCUACUUAGGCUACGUAGCCUAUUGGAUCUAUGUUUGUUAUACUAACAAACGAUCCGUGCACCGGAUCCAUUUAUUAAUGGCCGGAUUGCUUUUAUUCAAAGCUUUGAACCUGAUCUGCGCCGCCGAAGACAAACAUUUUGUUAAAGUUACCGGAACUCCUCACGGUUGGGAUGUUUUGUUCUACAUUUUUCAAUUUAUUCGUGUCGUUUUGCUUUUCACCGUCAUCGUUUUGAUUGGUACCGGUUGGUCGUUUUUAAAACCCUUUUUACAAGAAAGGGAAAAGAAAGUUUUGAUGAUCGUGAUUCCGCUUCAAGUUUUAGCUAAUAUUGCUUCGGUUGUAAUCGGAGAAACCGGGCCGUUUAUCAAAGAUUGGGUGACGUGGAAUCAGGUGUUCUUGCUGGUUGAUAUCAUCUGCUGUUGCGCGAUUAUUUUCCCAAUUGUUUGGUCGAUUCGUUCAUUGAGAGAAACUUCCAAAACUGAUGGGAAGGCAGCGAGGAAUUUGGCCAAGCUGACUCUGUUUAGACAGUUUUAUAUUGUGGUGAUUGGUUAUUUGUAUUUUACAAGAAUUGUGGUGUUUGCUUUGAGGACGAUCGCAGCGUACAAGUAUCAGUGGGUUAGCAAUGCAGCUGAGGAGACCGCGAGUUUGGCUUUUUAUUUGGUGAUCUUUUAUAUGUUUAGGCCCGUGGAGAAAAAUGAGUACUUUAUUCUUGAUGAGGAAGAUGAAGAGGCUGCUGAGCUCGCUCUUAGAGAUGAAGAAUUCGAGCUUUGAGAAAAUGGGAGCUCUUUAAAAGAGAAUUGAUAUAAAGGGUACUUUGGAUUUUACUUUUAAUGCAAAUUGUGAGUAGUUUGCAGGUUUAUUUUUAGUGAAUUUUACGGAUACAAAUUGCUGCAUCAGGUCUGGAACUGCUGCUGCAUUUCUCUUUACUGUUUUCAUUUUGUUUAACUUGUUACAAGAACUUGAAUAUGUUUCCAUUAGUUACUGUAUUUCUGCUUAAUGAAAUUCUUACGUUAUGAA
Molecule: messenger RNA, 1699 nt
Organism: Durio zibethinus
Lineage: Eukaryota; Viridiplantae; Streptophyta; Magnoliopsida; Malvales; Malvaceae
Product: protein CANDIDATE G PROTEIN-COUPLED RECEPTOR 7-like
Biological process (GO): transport
Cellular component (GO): Golgi apparatus; membrane
Source: RefSeq, a predicted model, not a curated record